Penicillium olsonii is the source of this 3378-nucleotide messenger RNA. Lineage: Eukaryota; Fungi; Ascomycota; Eurotiomycetes; Eurotiales; Aspergillaceae. The record is from the annotation of a GenBank genome assembly.
AUGUCGCACAUCACAGAGCACCCGUCUCGUGCGAAACGGAGAAAGCUCGACGAGCCGAAUACCGAGCAGCCAACCGUUGUCACAUCAAACAUCAAGAACCCGUCUCAGUUGCGCGAGCUGUUAGCUGUCCAGCAAAAUGCUCCGCUCGCGAAGCAAGGAAUCAAUCGAUUCAAGGAGUUUCUCUUGUCCAUACCCCACGCUGAAAACGAAGCCGCCAAGACGGAGAAACUGCGCAUCCUGAAAAAUUACUGCGAUAAGCAAAUCUCCAACUCCGGCAAAGAGGACGAAACUUCGGUCUGUUUCCCCGACUUGAUCGCCUCCUGGGCCUUUGCAGACGGAAAUAACAACGAGCCCCUUCUAACCGCCGUACCGUCCAUCCUCGCGCUUUUCUUCAAGACAACUUCUUCGGAACUCGAAUUUCGGGAAUUCGGAAUUGCGCUUUGCAAACACCUGCUGCAGAAGGAUCAACUAAGACUUUUCAACCGUGGUCUCACGGCAACUAAGUCUAAAGAGCAUCUUAUUUCACCAUGUCUGCGUUUGCUCACGGAAAUGGUGACCUUCGACGGAGGAGCUGUGGCACGACAACUAUAUCUUCGACGUUACAUCACCUUCAAGCGACUGGAGGUCUUUUUGACCCCCAACAAAGCACAGGAAGGCUCGGAGGGUGAACGCAGCAAGUCUACGCUUCGGCUCAACGCUCAGCGAUACCUGCUUGCAAACCUGAGAGUCCAACAUGCAUCCGAAAAGGGCGAUAUCAUUGAACAGCACAAGAUCACCCGGUCUUUCCUUGAAUACAUCCGGAAGGACUCCCGGGAAAGCGUGCUCGAAAUCAUUAAGGCUAUUGAGAGAGAUAUAGUGCAGGAUGCUAAUCUGUCCCGCAAGUCGAAGAGCAAGUUUUUCAACAGACAUAACUUGGAGCGUCUGGUUACUCUCUAUGGCUAUGACCGAGAGUCCGAUGAGCCUAACCCUGACGGUGUUGUUGUUGCCAACGAGAUCCACCGGGUCAUGAUGAACGUGUGCAUCACUGCCGGACUUGGCGUUUUGUUGCCCGAGACCGGCUGGUACCCUGUUGGAACCGAUCCAGAGACUUUGCCCGUUGACGAUGAUUCGUGCAUUGAGUUGGGCCUGGACUCGCCCAUUUAUGUCGACAAAUACAGGGACAAUGUCCCAGUGAGAAACAGCUCUCUGUCUUUCCUCAUCCAAUGUCUGCGGCCGGAUCAGGAUAGUCUCCAGAUCGAGUUGUUGGUGGCGAUCUUCAAGGUUGCGCCAGAGUUGAUUGCGGAUUUCUUUUCGCGAAAGACUAUGUUCAUUUCGGACCCCAAAGCCACCCCAUCGUGGAUGGCCGAGUCGGCUUUCCUUUUCUCGACCGUUCAGUUGCCUGUCCCUGCCAAUUGUGGUUGGAAGGAAAAGCAACCCAUCCUGCCGCCUCCCGUUUCUAUUGUCAUCGAAAACAUUCUGCCUCGUCCUCUGAGCCAAAGGAUUAUGACUCGUUGCCUCAAUCAAAACGCGGAAAUCAUCACAUUGUUUGCUGUUCGUAUUUUGACCGUUGCAUUUGCGAAACUCCGAGCCACUUUGAAGAUCUUCCAGGCCGAUCACGGCCAGGGUCAACUAUUUUGGAAUCAAGCUACUGCGAAACUUCUCGCAGAAUUUUCCCGCCGAUGCCCUGCUGUCAAAGAUGUAGUUGUUCUCUUCCGGAGAACAGACAAGGAUGAUUUGACUCAGCAAGAGGCCGUUGCAGAACUUUUGACAUGUUAUUAUGAAGUCAUGCCAGACAUCGCUCUUGAGGAGAGCUUCGAUGUUUCGUUGGUUUUGGUCGACGUACUCAAGCGUCUGGAAGCCUCUGAUAUCAGUGCAGAUGAUUCCGAGUCGCUUCUAGGACAACUUCAGAGUAUUCUCCAGAUUGCCCAACUGUCAGCUUCUUUGCGCUGGUGGCAGAAGCCCGCAAACAUGCUGUAUUCGCCAUUCACCUCAAUUUUGAAGGUUCUAAUGGAUACAUCAGACAAAGAUUCCUCGCGGCGAAUCUCUACUCUGCUCAAAACGGUUCUUGUCGAAAAUUCUGUUCUACAAAGUUCUCCUCUUGCAUUCACCUCUAUUCUAUCCAGCCUUGAAAACUCCGAGUCAGACGCUUUGCAUCAGCAGUUAGUCUUCUUCGACAACUGUGUCUCCCGCGUCGCUAAGAAGCCUGUUCAUUACAUCGAUAUGCUCCAGUCAUUAUCUGCAGACUCUGAAACUGCCAGCUGCCUUGUGGCUGCUGUCGUCGAACAAUGGCCGUUCGUGGUAAAAGCCGGCGAUGCCUCCGACGAAGCCGCCGUUGGAUCAUGGGUCGCCAGCUUACUCGCAAACCUGAAGCAGGCAGGCGAAAGCACCAAAACGCUCAAGGCUGCUCGAGAUGCCUUGGUGGAGACAACCGAGACCAAAAAAGUCAAAUCACUUCUCAAAAAGGCACUGAAGGGAGAAGAUGUUGACACCGAGGAUAAGAUGGACAUCGAUUCUGGAUCUAACGUUCCCACACAGCCCAAAAAGGCUUUGGCGAUUGAUCUUGACGAGAUAUUCGGAUUCCUGCCCACUGAGGGCACUACCCACAAUGCUCUUCACAAGUGGGAACGAGAAGACAUCGAAGAAGCGAUUGAUCAGGACCAUAUUGCCGAAUUGAUGUUGUGCAUCUGUUCCGAGCACGAGGAAGUUCGCAGACAGGCCUUUGCCGGCCUCAUCCGCUUUAUGGCCAAGCUCAAGGAAUCCAAGUAUGAGGAGUGGCGCACGGUAUUCACUCUCUGCGGAGAACUUCUUGAAACUGUCAACAACAUUGGCCUGGAGAAAAAUGUCCCCUGGAUUGUGGGCGAAUGCGCCGCAAACUGUCUGGCAGUUCUCACGAAUCCCCUCCACAAAGUCUACGGCAAGGUCAACAAGUUCCUGCAAAAGGCGCCCGUGUGGGAAGUUGAGAAGAUUCCCACAUAUUGGGUCGACAAGAUUCUUCUGCAUGAGCCCGAGCUUGAUGAUGGUUACUUCGAUGAGAUUGACUGGCUGCUUAACUUGUUCGUCAAGGCUCUUCGCACCGAGGCUGACAUGGAAGUCUACCGACGUGCAAACGUCUUUGAGCGCCUGCUCUCCCUCUAUCAAUCCCCAACACUCAGUCCAUCGGCUCAGCGCAAGAUUCUGCACAUUGUGUACCGCGGUGCCCAGGUUGGUGGAAGUACAACUUUAAUCACUCGCUCUGGUAUUAUCAGCUGGAUCCAGAUCCAGGUCGCUGAGGCGGGCGCAAAGGAGCAUGCUCAACUGGCGGCAUUGGCUCAUGCUUUAUAUGAAAAGUGCGAUAAAGAGCGAGUUGAUGCUUGGAGUAACGGGACUUUGAGCCGAGUUGUUGAUGAGAUUCAAAUUUAG